AUGAAUUAUCAAAUGACAUCUCCAAUUCUUCCCGGGCUUUGUCCUCAUUUCCCACCAUCAAUGUAUCCAUAUCUUGGAUAUCCUGUUAUCCCAUCAAUAACUUUAAAGGAAAGUCCUAUGGUUCCAUCAUCUGGUAGACCACCUCGUCCAAGAAAUCUUAAUUCUUCAGAUUCUGAUUGUAAAACUCAACUUUAUGAACUUUUAAACAAAGUUAAACUUAUAAUUGAUGGUGAUAUUCAAAAAAUGGCUCAAAAUUGGUCAGUAAAAGAUUUUAAAAAUCGAAGAAGAUUAAUACAAUUUAUUAGACGUGUUGAAGGUGAUGAAAUUAGAGUAACUUUUAAACCUGUUAAACCUGAUAAAAGACCAAAAUAUGGAAUUUUUGUUUCAUGUAUUUGGUGGGAAGCAAAAGAUGAAUAUUAUAUUACUUCAGUAGAUUGUAUUUAUUUAUUAGAAUGUUUAACUGGAAUUAGAUUAACUCAAGAUGAAAAAAAUCGAAUUCGUAGAAAUUUAGAAAUUUUUAAACCAUUAACUGUAGGAAAAAAUAAGAAAGAAAGUGAAGAUUUAUUUAGAGUUAUCAUGGGAUUUCCUGCUCCGAAACCUAGGAAUAUUGAAAAAGAUGUUAAAGUCUUUCCAUGGAGUUGUGUCAUAUACGCGAUUAAUAAGAUUUUACGCAAGUACAUGAAUAGUGGUCCUGCAACAAAUAUUUCUCAAAGCAUGACGAAUAAAGAUGCAGAUGG
Messenger RNA from Scutellospora calospora, 737 nucleotides. The record is from the annotation of a GenBank genome assembly. Lineage: Eukaryota; Fungi; Glomeromycota; Glomeromycetes; Diversisporales; Gigasporaceae.